Molecule: messenger RNA, 3255 nt
Organism: Podarcis raffonei (Aeolian wall lizard)
Lineage: Eukaryota; Metazoa; Chordata; Lepidosauria; Squamata; Lacertidae
Gene: C6H1orf21
Product: chromosome 6 C1orf21 homolog
Exons: 5
Coding region: 128-490 (120 amino acids)
Source: RefSeq, a predicted model, not a curated record
GUUAAAAAAAAGUGUCCUGACAACAAAGCUGGAAGGCGGAUUACUCCCCAAAAUAAUAAAGGCCAUGUGUGCACAUCUGUAGAAAUGGUUUGCGGCUCAGUCAAGCUGGAGCUAACUAAAUGAAACUAUGGGCUGUGCGUCAGCCAAGCAUGUUUCUGCUGUACAAAAUGAAGAGGAAGCUCAGAAGGGGAAAAACUACCAGAACGGAGAUGUAUUUGGGGAUGAGUAUAGGAUCAAACCUGUGGAAGAAGUCAAAUACAUGAAAAAUGGAGAAGACGACCAGAAAAUAGCUGCCAGAAACCAGGAAAACUUGGAAAAAAGUGCCACUUCACAUGUAAGGCUUAAGCCUAACAAAGAGCUUCCAGGAUUAGUACACCAACCUAGAGCAAACAUGCACAUCUCUGAAAGCCAACAAGAAUUCUUCAGAAUGCUGGAUGAGAAAAUUGAAAAGGGUCGUGAUUACUGUUCAGAAGAGGAGGAUAUCACAUAGUGCCAUUUCUGCUGAUCAAAACGGGAAUACUACUGUGUAAAUAGAUUACGGUCAAGAUCCUUUUUGGAAGUCUUCUCAAGUGAACAGCACUACAUAACAAAAGAUCAUUUCCACAUUGUAUGCUCCAUUCAGUUGCAGUGUUUCUUAAUGACCAUACAAUGAACGUUACGAGAGGAACGAAGAACAGCUUGUGUGGAACUGCCUUGGCUGAUGCUGGCUGAAACAUGUUGCAGAUUUUUCACUUAUCUGUGUCCAGGAACACAGCAAAUAUUUCAGCAUAAAAUCUUAAGUGACACUGUAGAUUUCACUUGGGCUGUUGGCCUAUUUUCUAUUGGCUGAAGUAGUAUUAUACAACACCUACUAUAACUGAGCAGCUGAACCUUCAAGUUCACUCUGUUUGUCAACCCCCCCUCCCCCCCGGGUUGCAGAGUUCUUAUUAAUAUGGACAAUUUAGAGCUUUGGAGGUGGGAUGCUUUGCCAUGACCGUCCUCGUUUCUCUGCUAGGAAGAAGUUACCAAUUUAAAAGCAUGUUGUCACACAAAUACUGGAUAUGGUGAUGCAGGAGCAGAAAUCUGUAUUUUUAAAAAAGUUUCUUUAACUAAGUAUUUCAAUCAAGGAAUAAGCUUGCAGUAUUGGCUUUGCUGACCACAGAUGGAAGUUGUGACCACAAUCAGUUUGAAUCCCUCUUUUUUUUCUAAGAAAAUAAACAUUUUACUGUUUUUAGGUAUUCUCGUCUUAUACCCAUUCAUGCAGUCCAGUGUGUUUAAAGAAUAAUUGGGCAAACAGGGUGGGAGCAAAGCACCCCUUUGGAAUUAUCCUGUGAGAGGAUGUUAUUUUAAAGCACCUGUGUGCCAAUUUGAGAUGUCUGUAGAGUUUAUUUUUCCACAUUAUAAAAAUAUGAUACUCUCUCUUCUCAAAGGCAGAUGUAAUAUUUUUAACAAAUAUUGUCAUGAGUAAAAAUAAGCCUAAGGUUUAAAAAACAAAAACACUUUUGCAUUUAUUCUUUAAAGAAGUUCAGCAUUUUUCUUCUAUGUCUUUGAGGGGGUAUAACCAUUUAAAAAUGCUUCUUGCAGCAAUAGAAGCUGGGGUUUAUAUCCCUCCUUUGCCUUACCAGGGUUUCAAGGUGGCCGUCCGUCAAGAAAAGUGUAUAAAUUGAAAAAGCACAUUUUAGAUUAGUCUGUGGAAAUUGUAAUACAGUUGAAGUGAAGAUUUUACCCUGGAUCAAGAUAGAUAUUGCACAUAGGAUUCUACCCGCCCCCGAGUCCAACUAGUUGAAUUACGUCCUUGCUUAGCUAGUAUCAGUAUAAUGGACCAUGAGCAUCAUCCAGCCUCUCUAGCUGUGAUGUCUUUUGUCUCCAUCUUGAUGAGAUAUGUCACAGUGACUAGGUAUGUAGAUCCCAUCCCUCUGGUUGCCUUCGGAUAAACUGCUAUGACUUGGUUGAUGUCACAGAGGGGCCUUGGGCAUUUGAUUCUGAAGUAGGUGCCCAGCCUUUAUAAAACGGAAGCCACUUUUCCCACCCUGGUGUCCUCUAGAUGUUUUUGGACCAGAACCCCCAUCAGCCCCAGCCAGAAGGUGGAGCUAAGCAUGGAAACAUUGUCUACAUGCCGUGGGCUUUUGUGUGGUGGUAACUGGGUGCGAAUCAGUUGAGUGGCUCCAGAUUUUUCACAGGAAAGGGCAACAACAGUUUCUGCUUAAGAUAAGAGAUAACUGUGUUCUUAAGCAUAAAUGUUUACAAUGAGAUUGAUUUACCAAUUGCCCUUUUGUGAACUGUCUUAAUUUUUUCCAUAUUCACCGUAAGCUCAUUGGUCUAACUUUUAAAUGUUCUCGCUGGUGUCCUGUCUCGGCAUUCCUUCCUGCUCUCUUGAUUCCACUGGUUCUAGUCAUCUUCUUCCAAGGUAUAUUCUUCCAGUUCAUUUCCAUGCCCCUCCUUUUCCUGUUUCUAGCACCUUCUUUUUCGAAGAAUCCUGUCCCCUUUGAUACUCACGUUAUUGCUUCACCUCUAUACAACAUUUUAAACUGCUUAAAAUUUACCUUUUCUCUUUUUCUGAUUUCCCCCUUUCCUUGGUACCUUGUUUUUAAUUUCCCUUACCCAUUCCUCUCUUUACUUCCCCCUGUCUAUCAUGUCUACCUCAGAUUGUAAACCUACAGGUAUAAUUUCCCCCCUGAGACUAUGUGACAUAGGCAUUGGUUACAAUUUAUAAGGGGUGGUGUGGAUCCAAAACCCUUUUUCCCUUCUGUUUUAGCAUUUCCAGAAAAAGGGUGUCAGAAUAUGGGACUAGGUAAAGGGUAGAUCUGUGCUAGAUGGUGUCUUCAGCCCCUGCUAUUUGCAAUGGUGCCCAAUGGAGGAGACCAUACCUUGUUCAGAGCCAAAUACUUUGGGGGACUUGAUCAUGAUGUGAAGUAAUUCCCUGCAAUAAGAAGCCAGUAUGCAAAUAGAGGGAAGCAAAAUUUACCCUUGGAAGUCACGUUCUGGCUGCAGAAAUGUUGAAUGCCAUAACCAACUUGUUCAGACUUCUUUCAGCUCCUAUUUUCUCCAGUUUUUGUGGGGAUGGGGGUGCCCUAAAGAGGAAAGAUAACUGGGUGUGAAAUAAAUUCACAUGGAAUAUACUAUACAUUACUGAAUAUUUGUAUAGUCUCAUAUCAGUACUACUUUCUCCCAAGUUUACUGGAAGUUGCUUUUCCGGGUUCCCUGUGUCUUGUUUGAUCAAAGUCUAAUUUAUCCUGAUUUUUCUCUAGAAUUAAAAGAGAGGCUUCUGUUCUCCUA